AUGGCCGCCGCCGCCCCGCCGCACCCGGACAAGCUGGAGGGAGGAGUCCCCGCGCCCCCGCCCGCCCCCCCCGGACCCGCCAGGAAGCAGGGCAAGGCCGGUCUGCAAAUGAAGAGCCCCGAAAAGAAGCGACGGAAAUCCAACACUCAGGGCCCGGCUUAUUCCCACCUGACGGAGUUCGCCCCGCCCCCGACGCCCAUGGUGGACCACCUGGUGGCCUCCAACCCCUUCGAGGAUGACUUCGCCGCCCCGAAGCUCGGGGCCGGGGGCGGCCCCCCGUUCCUGGGGGGGCCCGGACCCUACGCGGGCUUCCGCGUGCAGCCGGGGGCCGCGCUGGCCGGCCAGGUCCCGCCGGGCUACGGCGGGGGCGGGCCGGGCGCCGGGGCCGGGGGGCCGCCGCCCCCGCCCCCCCAGGCCCUGCGGCGCCAGCCCCCGCCCUUCCCCCCCAACGCCCUGGGCCCCGCCUUCGCCCUCCCUCCCCAGGGCCCCGGCUACGGGCCCGGCGGACCCCCCGGACCGGCGGCGGCGGCGGCGGCGGCGGCGGCGGCCAUGAACUUCCCCGGCCAGCCCUUCGGGCCCGCGCUGGCCCAGAACUUCAGCCCCCCGUCCGGCCAGCUGGGGCCCGGGCCCGUGGGCGCCUUCGGCCCCAUGAUGUCCCCGACCAUGGGCGGUCAGCCCCCGGCCCCGCCGCCCCCGGCCCCGCCGCCCCAGCGCUUCGCGCAGCAGCCCCCGAACCCCUUCGGCCCCCUGCCGCGGCCCGGCCCGCCCCCCGCCGCCGGCCCCUUCCCCGGCCCCGACUUCCCCCCCGCCGGCGAGGACGGCGUCGGCAAGGCCCUGCCCCCGCCCGGCCCCGGGGGCGGCGGGGGCGGGGGCGGCCCCGGCUUCGUCCCCGAGCCGCACGGCGGCUCCCCCGUCACCGCGGCCGCCGUCAACGGGGCCCCGGCCGGCUUCUCGGCCGGGGGCGCGGGGGCCCGGGGGGCGGCGGGCACGCCGGACGCCAACAACCUGCCCGCCCCGCCCGCCGGGGCGCCCUCGGCCCCGCCCCCCCCGCCGGCGGGCCUGGUGUACCCGUGCGGGGCCUGCCGCAGCGAGGUCCACGACGACCAGGACGCCAUCCUGUGCGAGGCCUCCUGCCAGAAGUGGUUCCACCGCGAAUGCACGGGCAUGACGGAGAACGCCUACGGGCUGCUGACCACCGAGGCCUCCGCCGUCUGGGCCUGCGACUUCUGCCUCAAGACCAAGGAGAUCCAGUCCGUCUACAUCCGCGAGGGGCUGGGCCAGCUGGUGGCCGCCGGCGACGGCUGAGGCGGGGGGCCGGGGGACGCCACCGAGACCGCUCCCCGACGCCCCCUCCCCGUCCCCCGUC
Molecule: messenger RNA, 1366 nt
Organism: Ornithorhynchus anatinus (platypus)
Lineage: Eukaryota; Metazoa; Chordata; Mammalia; Monotremata; Ornithorhynchidae
Gene: PYGO2
Product: pygopus family PHD finger 2
Exons: 4
Coding region: 1-1305 (434 amino acids)
Biological process (GO): spermatid nucleus differentiation; kidney development
Source: RefSeq, a predicted model, not a curated record